UAUAUAUCAUAUAUAUAUCAUAUCUACAAAAUCUCUUUCCCCUCGCAUUUUACUUUCACUUUCAAAUCGAGGCGUGCGCAUUUUCUUCUAGCACGAAAUUAAGGUCGCCAGUCUACUAUGAACGAGGAGAGAGGAGAGGGGGGACCUCCUACCUCCGAAACCACUCAGUCUGAGGAUCAUGACCACCGGAGAACGGCUAAGAGAAGAGUCCAGCAGGAGAGAGCAGACUCCCCUGGACCAAGCUGUGUCUCCAUGAAGAGUGACUUGUCCAUGGAUAAACCUCUUAACUUUAAAGAUGGAAAUCAGUCUAUUGAGAAGAGAAGUGUCCAGCAUGAGAGAGCAGGCAGCCCUGAACCCAGGACUGGAAGAGUCCAGCAGGAGAGAGCAGACUCCCCUGGACCAAGCUGUGUCUCCAUGAAGAGUGACUUGUCCAUGGAUAAACCUCUUAACUUUAAAGAUGGAAAUCAGUCUAUUGAGAAGAGAAGAGUCCAGCAGGAGAGAGCAGACUCCCCUGGACCAAGCUGUGUCUCCAUGAAGAGUGACUUGUCCAUGGAUAAACCUCUUAACUUUAAAGAUGGAAAUCAGUCUAUUGAGAAGAGAAGUGUCCAGCAGGAGAGAGCAGACUCCCCUGGACCAAGCUGUGUCUCCAUGAAGAGUGACUUGUCCAUGGAUAAACCUCCUAACUUUAAAGAUGGAAAUCAGUCUAUUGAGAAGAGAAGUGUCCAGCAGGAGAGAGCAGACAGCCCCGGACCCAGGACUGGACAACACCAGAAGAGGUCAAAGGUUACCAGUGGUCCUUCUGAACAGCAUGAUGAAACAGAGCAGACCUCCAAGAGUGUUCUUCCUGCAGAACCUGCAGAACAUCCUGCUCUGGCUAGAUUCAAGAAUACUUUGAAGAUAAAGACCCAGCCUGUGUUUGAGGGAUUAGUUCAACCAGGAAAGCCAACACCUCUGAACAAGAUCUACACAGAGCUCUUUAUCAUAGAGGGAGGCAGUGGAGAGGUCAACAAGGAGCAUGAGGUCAGACUGAUUGAAAAAACGUACAGGAAACCAGCCAAAGAGGAAAAAACAAUCAAAUGUGAAGACCUCUUUAAACUCAUACAUGAACAAAAAAAACAGAAGAUCAGAACAAUAUUGACAAUUGGAGUUGCAGGGAUUGGUAAAACCAUCUUGACACAAAAGUUCACUCUGGACUGGGCUGAAGGCAAAUCCAACCACGACAUACACUUCACAUUUCCCUUACCAUUCAGAGAGCUGAAUUUAUUAAAAAAUAGAAAGUUCAGCUUGGUGGAACUACUUCAUCACCUCUUUAAUGACACCAAACAAGCAGGAAUCUGCCAAAACGACCAGCACCAAGUUGUCUUCAUUUUUCAUGCUCUGGAUGAGUGUCGACUUCCUCUGGACUUCAAGAACAACGAGAUCUUGACUGAUGUCACAAAGUCAACCUCGGUGGACGUGCUGCUGACAAACCUCAUCAGGGGCGACCUGCUUCCCUCCGCUCGUAUCUGGAUAACCACACGCCCGGCGGCAGCCAAUCAGAUCCCUGCUAACUGUGUUGACAUGGUGACAGAGGUGAGAGGGUUCACCGACCCACAGAAGGAGGAUUACUUCAGGAAGAGAUUCAGAGAGGAGAAGCUGGCCAGCACAAUCAUCUCCCACAUCAAGAAAUCACGAAGCCUCCACAUCAUGUGUCACAUCCCACUCUUCUGUUGGGUCACUGCUACAGUUGUGGAGGACUUCUUCAGAUCAUCCAGGAGAGGAGAAAGGAUACCCAAUACCCUGACUAAGAUGUAUAUCCACCUCCUGAGGGUGCAAUCCAUAAAAGGGGACAGGAAGUAUCAUUGGAGAAAAGAUCUGCAUUUAAAGAGUACUAGAGAGAUCAUUGUUAUUCUGGGAAAACUGGCUUUUUCCCAGCUGAAGAAAGGCAACCUGAUCUUCAACGAGGCAGACCUGGCCGAGUGUAGCAUUGCUGUCAAAGCAGCCUCAGUGUACUCAGGAGUGUUCACCCAGAUCUUUAAAGAGGAUUAUGAGCUGAACCAUGACAAGGUGUUCUCCUUUGUCCAUCUGAGCAUCCAGGAGUUUCUGGCUGCCCUUCAUGUCUUUCUGUCCUAUAUCAAAACUGGUGUCAAUCUGCUCUCAGAAAAACCACCAGCCUCUGAGGCAAAUGAUCUCCUGCUCCUCUGCCAGAGUGCUGUGGACCAGGCCUUACGGAGUGAGAACGGACACUUGGACUUGUUCCUCCGCUUCCUCCUGGGCCUCUCUCUGGAGACCAAUCAGAUUCUCGUACAAGGCCUGCUUGGACCGACAGGAAGCAUCCCAGAGACCAAUCAGGGAAUUGUCAGUUACAUUAAGGAGAAGAUAAGUGGAGAUCUUUCUCCAGAGAGAAGCAUUAAUCUGUUCUACUGUCUAAAUGAGCUGGGGGACUGUUCUCUAGUGGAGGAGAUCCAGCAGUACCUGAGAUCAGGAAGUCUCUCCGGAAAAUCUCUCUCCCCUUCUCAGUGGUCAGCUCUGGCCUUCAUCCUACUGUCAUCAGAGGUGGACGUGUUUGACCUGAAGGACUACUCUGCUUCAGAGGAGGGUCUUCUCAGGCUGCUGCCAGUGAUCAAAGCCUCCAAAACAUCUCUGCUGAAUGGCUAUCAUAUGUCCGAAAGAUUCUGUGAAGCUCUGGCUUCAGCUCUCAGCUCCAGCUCCUCCAGUCUGAGAGAACUGGACCUGAGUUCCAAUGAUCUGCAGGAUUCAGGAGUGAAGCUGCUCUCUGCUGGACUGGGGAGUCCACACUGUAGACUGGAAACUCUCAGACUGAAAGGCUGUCAUCUGUCCGGGAGAUGCUGUGAAGCUCUGGCCUCAGUUCUCAGCUCCAGCUCCUCCAGUCUGAUAGAGCUGGACCUGAGUAACAAUGAUCUGCAGGAUUCAGGAGUGAAGCUGCUCUCUGAUGGACUGGGGAGUCCACACUGUAGACUGGAAAGUCUAAGGCUGACUGGCUGUAAUCUGUCAGAGAAAUGCUGCAGAGCUCUAGCCUCAGUUCUCAGAUCCAACUCCUCCAGUCUGAGAGAGCUGGACCUGAGUACCAAUGAUCUGAAGGAUUCAGGAGUGAAGCUGCUCUCUGCUGGACUGAGGAGUCCACAGUGUACACUGGAAACUCUCGGGUUGUCUGGCUGCUUGGUCACACAGGGAGGCUGUGAUUCUCUGGCCAGGGCUCUGAGCUCUAACCCCUCCCACCUGAAAGCGCUAGACCUGAGCUACAAUUUUCCAGGAGAAUCAGGAUUCUCGCUGCUCUCUGCUGGCCGGGAGGAUCAAUCCUGGAAACUUGACAUUCUCAGAAAGAUGAACUGUGAAGAGGGAGUACUGAAACCAGCCCUACAGAAGUAUGCCUGUGAUCUCACACUGGACCCAAACACGGCCAACAGCCGACUUUCUCUGUCUGGGCACAGAGAGGCGACGCUUGUUGAAGAGUAUCCUGAUCACCCAAAGAGAUCUGAUACCUUGAGACAGGUGUUGUGUAGAGAGGUUCUGACUGGCCGCAGUUACUGGGAGGUAGUUUGCAAAGGAGGUGUUUCGAUAGUUGUGACCCACAGAGGAAGAAUCACCAGGAGCCGAGAGGGCUAUGACAACAGGCUUGGAUCCAACAACAAGUCCUGGAGUCUUGAAUGUCAUGGUGAUCGUUACUGUGCCUAUUACAACGGUAGAAAAACAGACAAACGUCUCCUGCCCGCUGGCUCUAAGAAAGUAGGAGUGUAUCUGAACCGGCCUGCUGGCACUCUGUCCUUCUACAGAGUGUCCCCAGGUGUUGAUGGGUCUAAAGACACACUGACACACAUCCACACCUUCGAGUCCACAUUCACCCAGGACCUCUACGCUGGGUUUGAUUUAUUGUGCACUGGUUCCUCAGUGACCCUAUGUAAGCUGUAGUAACACACACAGAUUCUCCUAGCUGUGUUAAAGUGUCCCUGAGCACUUAACCCUAACUGCUAACUUUGGAUAAAAGCUAUUACCGUUAGGGAGGUAGACAGGAAGGCAGGCAGCAUUAUAGCUAUUCUGUAGGACUUUGUCUUUCUUUCUUAGAUUAUAUUGGCUAUCGACAAGCCACAGCUAACAGAGGGUUAGAUGUGCGGUUCAGCUGUUCUUUCCCAAACGCGGGGGGACCCAAACACAGAAGCAGACCAUGGGGGGAAGAGGAUUAGCCAGGGGUUUAUUGUAGGGGAAAUGGGGAAUGAGGACGGUAGGAAAGACCGGAGGUGGGAAGACCUGAGAUGGACAAUCAAGGACGGAUGACACAGCUGAGCUGAGUUGAGGGAGAUGGAGAGGCAGGAAGGCAGGUGGCGUUACAGGCAGGUAGAAGGAACGCCGGCAGCAUUACAGGCAGUGUUGGGAAAUUUCACUUUCUACGUGAACUAGUUCAAAGUUCAAAGUUCAGUUCACAAAUUUUAAAAUGAACUAGUUCAGUUGAACGUUCAUAAUUCAACAUUUUGAACUAAGUUCACAGUUCCAAAAAAUGAAGUAGUUCAUAGUUCUUUCUUUCAAUAUGUUGCUGUGAGAUAUUAUUUUUUUCCGGUAUUUUGAUCACUUUGUGGUUUGUAUAGGAUGAAAUAGAGUUGUUGAAUCGUAGCGAAAUACAUUUUCUAUCGUGUUUUAUUGCACAUUUAGCGCAUUUUGUAAACCCCAUUGAUUUCUGUUGGGAGACUCAUUGUUUGUUGGCCGGAAACGGAAAGGGGGGGUGUUCACAUUUGGUGUUAGUCUUUUCGCUCGGUUCUAGCCCUACUGUUGAGUCGGAGAACCGAGCGAAAAGACUACAACCAAACGUAAACAGCCCCCCUUUCCGUUUCUGGCCAACAAGCAAUGAUUCUAGGAGGCAUUCUAGUCCACUGAGCUAUGAGCCAGAGAGCUAACGUAAUGGAUUGUACAUAAUUAUAAUUCCAAAUUCGUCUCAGCCUUUAUACCACAGAUACUUUAGGGUAUAUAGCAUAUAACCGCGUUGUCUGAUUACAGUUUAAUUCAUUUUUCACAAUUAACAGCUCUCGUUUUGAAGAAUAAUCACCGCACCAUUUGUUUCAAUGGGAAUCAGGACGGUCCGUACUUUCAACAUAAAGUGUACAUAUUUAUAAUUUGAAAUUCGUCCCAGCCUUUAUACCACAGAUACUAUAGGGCAGACACAUCCGGCCCCUUGGCCGUUUCUAACAAGCCCGCGUGAGGUCUGUGUGGCGUUCACAAUCAAAUGUAAAUAAUUGUAUAAAAAAAAUAAAUUCAACUGCUUUUAUUAUGGAGGCGACUUUUGUUGCUUUUUUUGUGCGCACGUAUGCAGCUUCUUAUUCUCUGGUUGCAAGUCGCAACUAAAAAUAAGUAGAAGAAGAACCCCGUCCACGAGCUGGCCACAAACUGAACUCACAGGAGACUUUAGCGCUGACGUGAAUGGCUGUUAUUGCUGAAAAAUGUCAGCUCAUGCGAAAAAAGAAAGGUUGAUACAGAGUGCCGAGUUUUUAAACAAACAUGGACUUCUAAGUAGUGUUUCACUGAAGUCAAAUGUAAAUCCGUGUGGUUAGAUUAUGGAGAACAGGUCGCUGUGUUAAAGGAUUAUAAUUUGAAUCGCCACUACAAUACUAAACAUGCUGAGAAAUACGGCAACUUGACAGAUGCAGAUCGGGCACGGACAUCUGAAGCUUUGCUAGCUAAGCUGCAAAAGCAACAAGGCCAUUUUACCAAGUGUUGUAUAUCCAGGGAUGCAGCAGCCAAGACCCGCUUUGUCAUGUCCCACAAAAUCCCACAAAAGUAGCAAGUAAGCCAUUUUCUGAAGGGGAAAGAGUGUUUGGUGGAUUCUGCUGCGCUAAUAUGCCCAGAGAAAGGUAGGUCGAUCCAAAAAGGAUCGACCUACCUUUCUCUGGUGAAAUGUGAACAAACAAAUCAGGAUGUUCUUUCACUGAUGAUCACCCGUCAGCUGUCCUGCGCAUAUCCCCCUCAAACAUUCAACCUGAUUUCAGUGCACUUGUUCAAGCCAAGCACAAAGCAAAUGAAAUAGUGAUAGCACUUUAUAAAGUUCAUUCAAUGCUAUUCUUUGAAAAAUUGUAAAAACAUGCACAUUUUUUCACAAUUGCUUUUGUGGAUGUUAGUUCAAUACUAACUAAUUUGUACCAUGUCUGCUUUAUUAUUUUCAUAUUCUUAUCAUAACAUUUACUCUUACCAGUCACAGCUUAUCAAAUACCCUACAUUUUACUUCUUUUUAUAAAGAGAUCAAAUUAAUAUUGAGCUGAAUUGAAUUUAGCCUAUUGGUCCGGCCCACCACAACAGUCUGUGUUUCUCAUGUGGCCCUUUGGGAAAAUCAAUUGCCCACCCCUGCUAUAGGGUCUAUAGCAUACAACCACAUUUUCUGAUUACAGUUUAAUGUAACAGUAAGCUGACAACACCGCAACUGCAAAUUAACCACACGGAGAUAACCAUGUCAACCAGUCAAACAAACGUUCUCAUCUGUGCGCGCAUCCGCCGUGUUGACAAACAAAUAACCCCCCUAUUGAACGAAGUUAAACCGAGUGAGCGUGCCGUUCACAGACACCAGAAUGAACGAGUUCACAGAAACGUUCAUCAGGCAGUAAUACAGUACUUUCAGUUCACGUUCGCCGAAAAUAUGAACGAGUUCAUGAACUAUCGUUCUAUCUAACGCAUUUAGGCACAACACUGGUUACAGGCAGGUAGACAGGAAGGCCGGCAGCUUUACAGGCAGGUAGACAGGAACGCUGGCAGAAUUACAGGCAGUGUUGGGAAAGUUCACCUUCUGCGUGGACUAGUUCAAAGUUCAAAGUUCAGUUCACAAAUUUUAAAAUGAACUAGUUCAGUUGAACGUUCAUAAUUCAACAUUUUAAACUAAGUUCACAGUUCCAAAAAAUUAACUAGUUCAUAGUUCCAAAAAAUUAACUAGUUCAUAGUUCUUUCUUUCAAUAUGUUGCUGUGAGACAUUAUUUUUUUCCGGUAUUUUGAACAUUGAGCCCACUUUGUGUUUUGUUUAGGAUGAAAUAGAGUGGUUGAAUCAAGCAUCGUAGCGAAAUACAGUUUCUAUCGCAUUUUGUAAACCCCAUUGAUUUCUGUUGGUUGACACAUUGUUCGUUGGCCUGAAACGGAAAAGGGGGGUCUUCACAUUUGGUUGUAGUCUUUUCGCUCGGUUCUAGCCCCACUGUUGAGUCGGAGAACCGAGCGAAUUGACGACAAACAGCCCCCCUUUCCGUUUACGGCCAACAAGCAAUGAUUCUAGGAGGUAUUUUAGUCCGCUGAGCUAUGAGCUUGAGAGCUAACGUUAUGGAUUGUACAUAAUUAUGAUUCGAAAUUCGUCUCAGCCUUUAUACCACAGAUAAUAGGGUCUACUCUACAGCAUAUAACCGCGUUGUCUGAUUACAGUUUAAUUCCUUUUUCACAAUUCAACAGCUCUCGUUUUGAAGAAUAAUCACUGCGUCAUUCGUUUCAAUGGGAAUCGGGACGGUCUAUACUUUCAACAUAAAUUGUACAUAUUUAUAAUUUUAAAUUCGUCCCAGCCUUCAUACCACAGAUACUAUAGGUCUAUAGCAUAUAACCCCAUUUUCUGAUUACAGUUUAAUGUAACAGUAAGCUGACAACACCGCAACUGCAAAUUAACCACACAGAUAACCAUGGCAACCGGUCAAACAAAUGUUCUCAUUCUGCGCACGCAUCCGCCCUGUUGAUAAACAAAUAACCCCCCUAUUGAACGAAGUUAAACCGAGUGAGCAUUCCGUUCACAGACACCAGAAUGAACGAGUUCACAGCAACGGUCAUCAGGCAGUAAUACAGUACGUUCAGUUCACAUUCGCCGAAAAUAUGAACGAGUUCAUGAACUAUCGUUCAAUGAACGCGUUCAGGCACAACACUGGUUACAGGCAGAUAGACAGGAAGGCCGGCAGUGUUACAGGCAGAUAGACGGGAACACAGGCAGAAUUACAGGCAGGUAGACAGGAACGCCGGCAGCGUUACAGGCAGGUAGGCGGGAACGCCGGCAGUGUUACAGGCAGGUAGAUGAGAACGCCGGCAGUGUUACAGGCAGGUUAGUCUGGCUGAACGGAAGUGGACAGCGUCUAUUGCCUAGCGUCGGAUUUGGCCGCGACUCCUCCCCUUCCGGUUGCUGGCGUUCCCGUAUUGUGCUCCCCCUCAAACUCUGAAACUAGGCAGCAUGGCGAGUUUUGAAGAGGACUUUGACGGCGCUGUAAAGUUGGCAUGUUUGGCUCUUUCCGUCGAAAAUUGCAAAGAACUGCAAAAGAUUUGCUAACAGCAUUUGCUGAGGAAGAAAGAUGUUCUAUUUUGCAUGGACACCGCUGCUGCUUCCCGGGCUUAGCCCCGCCCUAGACGAUUGUGAUUGGUUUAAAGAAAUAAAAACAGGCCCGCCCAGUUUCCCCACGGAUAGACGGCUCGAGGUAGCGUGGCUCCAGACCAUUCUACUUGCUGUAGUUUGGUCUGGCUUUGCGAGACUACAGGCAGGUAGACAGGAACGCCGGCAGCGUUACAGGCAGGUAGGCGGGAACGCCGGCAGUGUUACAGGCAGGUAGACAAGAACGCCGGCAGCGUUACAGGCAGGUAGACGGGAACGCCGGCAGUGUUACAGGAAGGUAGGCGGGAACGCCGGCAGUGUUACAGGCAGGUAGGCGGGAACGCCGGCAGCGUUACAGGCAGGUAGACGGGAACGCCGGCAGCGUUACAGGCAGGUAGGCGGGAACGCCGGCAGCGUUACAGGCAGGUAGGCGGGAACGCCGGCAGCGUUACAGGCAGGUAGACGGGAACGCCGGCAGCGUUACAGGCAGGUAGACGGGCAGAUGAACCAGAAGAAGGUAGGCAGGUAGGUAAGUGGUUGGAGAUCCUGGGGUGAAGAGAAAACCAUAUUAAACUCACGAAAAACAGGUAACAUGAAAUUAUAACUUGAAUACCUGAUUCCCAAAAAGCCGUGACUGGUAAUCUGCUAAUCACCUCCAUGAUAAUUUAGACCGCAUGAUCAAUGUUUUCAGUGCACUGCAUUACAAGUUACACUGCAGAACACUGUAUUCAGUUUAAAUGCUGUCUGUAAAGUUCUAGACACUAUAUAAAGCUAUAAAAGCCUUCCCUACCUGUCCCUUCACAUCAAUAUAAAUGAGGAUAUAAUGACCAAAUAAUCCAGUUUAAAUGUGCAGGACAACAUGUUCAAUAAACAUGGUUGCUUGUUGAUUAUUGUAUUAAUAUUUUAUGUUUAUGUUGUUUUUAAGUUCUAUCAAAUGUUUGUGUUCAAAUAUAAUGUAUCUAAUGAGUGUCACAGAUUGUUUGCAUGCAUGCUUCACCUUAGCAGCCUGUUAUUACAGGUAGAACUUUUUGAUAUAGGAGGAGGAGCCUUAAUAGGUCUUCUGUGAGGAAAGAUGUCUUAGCGUUGGCGGUAGAAAAAAAAAGACCACCUAUGCGAUAAAAACAUUGACAUUUUGUUUGAAGUGAGUGAUUCUUUUAAAAUGUAUCACACAGAUGGAUGGUACGUGACAUUUGGUGCCAACAAAUUAAAAAGUUAGUAUAAAUGUUAGUCUUGAGCCCUGCUGCCUGGGACAGCGACUACACAUCAUCCCAGAGUGAGUAUUUUCACUGGGUUCCUAGUCCUAGAUUAUCAUAUUUAGGUUAGGGAACGCUGGCAGGGUGGUUGAAGACAAUGUGAGGUAGAUUGGGAAAUUCCCUUUUCAGUAUAAUCAUUAUAAUCAUCCUAUUACACAGUAGUGUAAUAACUACGUAAUAAAGGUAUUCAGAAUGUCUGACGACUGAGUUGCUUACAAGAUAACGAUUUUCACUAUAUUACCAUUUUCACUAUAUUCCCCAUUGCUGUUUCUCUUAACCAAUAUAUAGGCCUAUCCUCUUUUUAAAUACCAAUAUAGGUUGACAGUAAGAAAGAAUGCUCCUGAAGACAGUGCAGUGUGCAGGUCUCAUGAGCCCCAACCCUAACACCUCCCGACGAGCUAGUGGUCGCCUUGCAUUGUUGACCCCCUCGUCAGUGCGUGAUGAUGAAUGUGUGAUUGAACCACUGAAGGCCACAUUGGAUGAAAAUAUCUUCUAAAUGCGCUAAAUGUAAAGGAAAAAUGUUGAAAGACAAUUUAUUGUAGAAGUUUGUUGUGCCAGGUGAGGCUGCUUCAGUCAUCCACACUGAACACCCUUUUUGAUUAUACUUUUUUAAUGAAAUGUAUUUGUUUCAGUCUAAUAUUGGGUCUAAUAUCAGGACUGAUUAUCUUACUAGUUUAUCAUUGUUUAGGAGCUGUUUUUUCCCGCCUGUGUACUCUGCCUUUGUCACUCCACCAUGUUAUGCUGCAUCAUGCACCUUCCUCGCCCCUUUCAGGGAAUAAUGGCCCUGGUUUAACAAGACCAGCUUGAAAACAUUUAUAUAUCUGUCUCAUAUUGUGUAUCAAUGUUUAAUCUAAUAAAAGGUUGGCAUGGGAAAA
This is a messenger RNA of Gadus macrocephalus (Pacific cod), 10424 nucleotides long. RefSeq names its product NACHT, LRR and PYD domains-containing protein 3-like. The record is from RefSeq and is a predicted model, not a curated record. Gene Ontology annotation, molecular function: protein binding. The transcript has 17 exons. The coding region runs from base 118 to 3909 and encodes 1263 amino acids. NCBI's taxonomy places the organism in Eukaryota, Metazoa, Chordata, Actinopteri, Gadiformes, Gadidae.